This is a messenger RNA of Cyphomyrmex costatus, 3045 nucleotides long. It is a transcript of the gene Dis3, whose product is annotated as exosome complex exonuclease RRP44-like protein Dis3. The record is from RefSeq and is a predicted model, not a curated record. Gene Ontology annotation, biological process: nuclear mRNA surveillance of mRNA 3'-end processing; rRNA catabolic process. Gene Ontology annotation, cellular component: nuclear exosome (RNase complex); cytoplasmic exosome (RNase complex). Bases 121 to 3045 code for a protein of 974 amino acids. Gene Ontology annotation, molecular function: 3'-5'-RNA exonuclease activity; endonuclease activity; RNA binding. Lineage: Eukaryota; Metazoa; Arthropoda; Insecta; Hymenoptera; Formicidae. The transcript has 14 exons.
UAUCGUAAUUAGCUUAUAACUUGAAUCUCAUUUCAACGGUGUGAAGAAUUAAAUAUUAAUUAACUAUUAAAAAGGAAAAUUCGCGCUGUAUUAACAGCGCUUAAAUGAACGUGUGUAGACAUGUUAACAUCAAAGGUUUUUUUCAGAAAAACGAAGGGAGGGAAUAUAUUUAAGACCGUCAGAGAACAUUAUCUCAGAGAUGAUAUUUACUGUGGCUCUAAAACAUGUACGAAGUGCAAAGCAAGGCCUCGGGAUAUGAUAUUGGAUGUGGAAAAUGCUGGUGCUAAGUCUUCCUUAAUCCCAAGUCCAUAUAUUCUUGUACUUGAUACAAAUAUAAUUCUGGAUCAAAUAGACAUACUAGAGGAAGAUGUUAUUACCAAUGUGAUCAUCUUGCAAACAGUAUUGGAAGAGAUUCGGCAUAAAAGUGGGACUGUGUAUAAAAAAUUACAACAUAUUAUAGGGAAUGCAACAAGAAAAUUUUUUUUAUUUGUUAAUGAACAUCAUUGGGAAACUUAUAUUGAAAGAGAAUCAGGUGAAAAGACAAAUGAUCGUAAUGACAGAGCAAUACGAGUGGCAGUUAAAUGGUACAAUACCCAUUUGAACUCUGAUGAUAACAUAAAUAUUGUUUUGUUAACAGACGAUGUAGAAAAUAAAACACGUGCAGCUGAAGAGGGACUAUUUGUUGUAUCGAUGGAAGAUUAUAUCGCGUCAUUGGAAAAUGCAAAUUAUCUGUUGGAUAAAUUAUCCAAACAUUCUUAUGCUUCGAAUAUUCAAGGCCCAGAAUUAUUUCCUUGUCAUCUGCCACCUACUGAAAUGCACAAUGGAAUAUUAUCUGGGAAACUGUUGCAAGGAAUGUUUAUGGCAUCGAGGGAAAAUUUUCUCGAAGGAAAUGUGAAUGUUGAAGGCAAAGAAAAACCUAUAUUUGUGCAAGGACGAGCUCAUCUCAACAGAGCAGUCGAUGGUGAUGUAGUUGCAGUUGAAAUGCUACCGGAUGAUCAAUGGUCAUCACCUAGUGAAAUUGUUUUGGAAGAUGAAGAAAGUACAGAUAUUGACGACGAUGCAGAAGAUGAGAAAGUACUCCGCAAACAGAGUUCGUCAAAAAUGCAAGAGAAAAUACCAACAGGCAAAAUUGUCGGUAUUAUUAGGAGAAAAUGGAGACAAUAUUGUGGAAUACUGCAGCCAAGUGCGAUUAAAACAAAUGUAAGGCACUUGUUUGUACCGGCUGAGAGAAAAAUUCCAAAAAUAAGAAUUGAAACUAGACAGGCCGAGAUACUGAGUAAGCAGAGAAUUAUUGUCGCACUGGAUUCAUGGCCACGAAAUUCGAAAUACCCGCUUGGUCAUUUUGUACGAGCACUUGGUAAUAUAGGAGAUAAAGAAACGGAGAAUGAAGUAUUACUCUUGGAACAUGAUGUUCCACACAGCCGUUUCUCUGAUGCUGUUCUUAGUUUUCUUCCAAAGCUGCCAUGGAUUAUUACGGAAGCAGAUGUUGCACAAAGGGAGGAUCUUCGACAUUUAGACAUCUGUUCUGUGGAUCCGCCAGGCUGUACUGAUAUUGACGAUGCGUUACAUUGUAGAAGUUUACCAAACGGUAAUUUUGAUGUUGGUGUGCAUAUCGCAGAUGUGUCCCACUUUAUAAGACCUGGGACUGCACUGGACAAAGAAGCAGCGUCACGCGCUACUACUGUAUACCUUGUUGAUAAACGUAUCGAUAUGGUUCCAGAAUUACUUAGCUCGAAUCUUUGUUCUUUGCGGGGUAAGGAAGAACGAUUUGCGUUUUCCUGUAUUUGGGAAAUUGACUCUGACGCAAAUAUAAUUGCUACAAGAUUCUGCAAAUCUAUAAUUUGCUCACGUCAAGCAAUGACGUAUGAGGAAGCUCAAUUAAAAAUUGACGAUGUUACACAGCAGAAUACUAUCGCAAAGUCAUUAAGAGGAUUAAAUCAGUUGGCAAAGAAAUUUAAAAAAAGACGUCUAAAAAAUGGUGCUUUAACUUUGGCAUCACCGGAGAUACGUUUCGAAGUAGAUAGCGAAACACAUGAUCCUAUUGAUGUAGAAGCAAAAAAGUUGCGAGACACUAAUUCUAUGGUGGAGGAAUUUAUGCUGCUUGCAAACAUUAGUGUUGCUAAAAAAAUACUAGCAGAAUUUCCAGAAUGCGCUUUGUUGAGAAGACACCCUGAACCACCGCAAAGUAAUUUUGAACCGUUGAUUAAAGCUGCUAAAAAUCAGGGUUUUACUAUUAAUACAAACACCGGUAAGGAAUUAGCCCUAUCAUUGGAGGAAACACAUAAGGAAUCAAAUCCCUAUUUCAACACCAUGUUAAAAAUACUAGCUACGCGAUGUAUGUUGCAAGCGAUAUAUUUUAUCAGUGGAAUGCAUCAACCAGAAGAAUUUAAGCAUUACGGAUUGGCAUGUCCGAUUUACACGCAUUUUACGUCUCCUAUUCGAAGAUAUGCAGACAUAAUUGUGCAUCGACUAUUAGCUGUAUGUAUAGGUGCCGACGCGACUUAUCCGGAAUUAUUGGAUAAGAAGAAGAAUCACAUGUUAUGCCAUAAUCUGAAUUAUCGGAAACGAAUGGCGCAAUAUGCUGGCCGAGCGUCAGUUGCACUUCAUACACACAUAUUUUUCCGUAACAGGAUUCUAGAUGAAGAAGGAUAUAUUCUUUUUGUACGCAAAAACGCUUUGCAAAUACUUAUACCGAAAUAUGGUUUGGAAGGCACUUUGUAUCUAAAUAAUUCUGCUUCACCACCUGUCACAUUUAUAUACAAUUCAGAGGAUCAGUCCCAAACUUGUGGGGAUGUUGUAUUUCGAACAUUUGACCCUGUUGUUAUACAAAUGAGUUUGGACAGUUCUAAUGUACAACAUGAAAAAUUAUUUUUUAAACUCGUAAAACCAGAGAUUCCAAAUUUUAGCGUUUCUUCGUUAAAUAUAAAUUGCGACACCGAAAAAAAUUCUACUGAGGAAACGUUGAAACGAAAGUCUGAAAUACAGCAAGAGUCAUCUAAUGUUCAUAAUAAAAAAGCUAGAAAGAAAAAGAAGAAAAAGAAUUAA